Nerophis lumbriciformis (worm pipefish) is the source of this 6489-nucleotide messenger RNA. RefSeq names its product calmin a (gene clmna). Gene Ontology annotation, cellular component: meiotic nuclear membrane microtubule tethering complex; cytoplasm; nuclear outer membrane. Gene Ontology annotation, biological process: nuclear migration. Gene Ontology annotation, molecular function: actin filament binding. Lineage: Eukaryota; Metazoa; Chordata; Actinopteri; Syngnathiformes; Syngnathidae. The record is from RefSeq and is a predicted model, not a curated record.
UCUCAGCCAGGUGCUGGUGGUCGUCAUCUUCUCCGACGACAUGAUGGUCAUUUCUCCACUGAGCCGUCGGACGGAAGCACAUAUUUAUAUCAUUUUUUUAAAUUAAAUAUGUAUAUCAAGAUGUUAUGAUACACAUCAUGGCUGCCGACUGAACCGGACGCUUCCCGCCAUCUCAUCCUUUCAUGUCUGCGUGUCGGUGCGCCGGACAAUAGGACGCAGGCUCUCUCCAAGCUAGGCUCCGCGGCGUGUGAUGGCUGCUCACGAAUGGAAGGACUGGUUCGAACGGGAGGAAUUGAUCGGACAGAUAAGCGACAUGCGAGUCCAGAACCUCCAAGUAGAGAGACAAAUGGUUCAGAAGAGGACUUUUACCCGAUGGAUAAAUCUGCAUUUAAAAAAGUGUGACCAACCCAUUGAAGUCCAAGACCUUUUCCAAGAGAUCCAAGAUGGAUGGAUUCUCAUGGCUCUCCUGGAAGAACUCUCUGGCUGCAAGCUGCUUCAUGGCUUCAAGAAGUCCUCUCACCGUAUCUUCAGACUCAACAACAUUGCCAAAGUCUUGGCCUUCCUCGAAGAGAGAAAUGUAAAGCUUGUCAGUAUCGACGCUGCUGAUGUUGCUGAUGGAAACUCCUCCAUUAUACUGGGACUCAUUUGGAACAUCAUUCUCUUUUUCCAGAUAAAGGAGUUGACUGGCAACAUAAGGAGUCAGUUUCCGUCCACAUCCAGCCUGUCAUCCAUACCUACCAGCUCUGACCCAGCUCACCGCAGCAUUCCACCGACCGAGACACCGAUGGUGCCCGCCAGCACAAGAGAAGAUAGCAAGGCCAUUAAAAAGCUGUUGCAGUGGGUGCAGAAGCGAACGCGCAGGUACGGUGUGGCGGUUCAGGACUUUGGCAAGAGCUGGACAAACGGUCUUGCUUUUCUUGCUGUCAUCAAGUCUAUUGACUCCAGCCUGGUAGACAUGAGGAAGGCCUUGCUGAGGAAUGCGAAAGAAAACCUUGAAGAUGCGUUCAGGAUCGCUCACUACAGCUUGGGUAUCCCGCGCCUUCUUGAGCCUGAAGAUGUGACCAGCAAUGCACCAGAUGACCAGUCCAUCAUGACAUACGUGUCACAGUUCCUUGAGCACUUCCCGGGCACAGAGGAGCCAAAACAGCCUUACCCACUCAUUGAAAGGAGCACCUCGAUGGGCCGACUCAACUUCCGUAACGCCGACCUCCAACAUUUCGUGAAUAAUGCUCACUCUGGCCGAGUGAAGGACAGGUUCUUAAUGUUCCAGAAGGACUCUGCACAACCUCCAUCCAAAAUCUUGCGUUCGUCCAUGUCAGAGGACAGAGGGGGCAUGUCACCAGCCAUUAAACCAGCCAUUUCUCGCACUUGGUUUAGUGAAGACUUCUUGGGUGAUUCCCCCUUCACAAAAGACAAUUUGAGCAGUGUGGAAGAAAAUCUGAAAGAACCGACAGAAGACGUCUCAACCAGCUCCGUGGAGAACUCCCAGCUGAAUGAUACUCACUUUCCCAUUGACUCAACAUUGCCUGAGUUAGUGACAACUGAAUCCGUCAUGGGCGAUUCAGCUAUUAACUCUCCAGAUUCCUGGGUGGAGAGCGAGGAAUGUGCUGUUCCCGUGAAGAGCCAAAGUGACAGUUUAUUGUAUGAUUGCACAACACCUUGGGAUGUUUACCGUGCUAUUCCCGUGGAAAUUACGAAUGUUGAUGGAGGUUUUGUCCACAUUGCGGAGAAAGUGCUAGAUGACCAGUCAAUGGCUGAGUCAUUUAUUGAUGAAGGAGUCUUUUCACUCAACUCAUUGAGUAGUAUGCAAGAUGAAAUUCUAGGCACCAGAGAGAAAAAGGUGCUGGACAAUGACAUGGUCAAAGAAAAGAACGAGGUAAAUCUUGAGAGCCAUAAAGACUUUUCACCGAAACCGUUGAAAGAACUUGAAUUGGAAAAUAUGCGUGAGAAAACAGAUUGUCAUUAUCAAGAAAUUGAUGCAAAUUAUUGUCAAAAAGAAGAAAUAUCCAUCAAAGAAUCCCCUUUUGAAAAAUCAUCAUCCUUUGGAGGUGAUGAUCAACCAGAAAGUGAUGAUUCUAACCAAUUUCAAAACUUGUCUAAACCUGAACCCCAAUCAUCAUCCAACCAAGAACCUGCGGAAAAGUACGGUGUUACGCCAACCUGUUCUAGAGAAGACAACUGUUUAGAGCAACCUAUGGAUCCUUUAUUGUUGGUUGAUAAAGGACCAUUUAAUGACCAAACAAAUAGACUUCAAGGUGAAAAUAUUGGUGAAGGACUUCAAAUGGAAAAUGAAUGCCAUAAAAUGCACAAUUCUCAACAAAUAGAGGGAAAUUAUUUUCUUAAAGAUGAAGUAUCCUUUAAGGAAGACGCUGGCAUUGUAAAACUGUCGUCCUCUGGAGACGACGUUUCACUGGAAAGAGAUGAACCUCAACCAUGUUCUGACCAAGAAUUCAAGGAGCAGUAUAUUGCUCCACUAAGCUCUUACGGAGAGUGUUUGAAGCAAGUGGUGGACACUGAGAAAACCUGCCAAGUUAUUGAAGGUGUGUUUGAUUGUGAAAACAAUCAUGAAGAAGUACUUCCGUUCAAAGAUGAAUGUAAGAACACAGAAAGCUUGUUACAGGACAGAGGAACUGAGGCAGAUGGAAUUGUACUUGAAGGGACGGAAUCGGCCACAGUAACGCAAAACGAAGCCAUUGACGGGGGCAGAAGAUCCUGCCCAGAUCUUCAAACAGACUUGAGCUCUGAGAACCAAUAUGAAAACUCACAAAUAAGUUCAAAGCAAUAUGCAAGAACUGAUACUAGUUUAAGAAGUCAAACACCUGGACACAUUGGACAGGACAGGACAACAAAACCGUUAGAUGAGCGUCAACCCCGAGCUGAGAAAGCUGCUGUGUGUUGUGAAGCACCUGAGACCUCCAGGAAAACGGAGGAAGAGCUUUGCAGGUGUACACCAACAGAAGACAUAGCUUGUGACGUCAUUGAGCCGAUGGAUCUGUUUUACCCGUACAAAGAGGAAAACGUAUUUACAGAGCCGCUUGAUAACGAAAUGCACAGCUGGCCGUCUGUUUUGACUGUAUCUGCCCUGGAGCCAGCUCCAGCUUCCAAGAUGCCGCCAGAAGGACAACCCGUUUGUCCCAUGGAUGAUAACUUUCUGGUGGAUUUGCUACAUGACGACAAUAAGGCUGAGAAAGACGGCACAUCGGCACCCAAAGAACAAUGCCAGCUUCCUGGACUCAUGGGAGCUUUUCCAAUUACCUGCAGCGAUGGAAGCCAAGACUCUUUCAAGGAAAUCACAGUGCCUGUGAGCCAUGACAGUCCGAGUCAGAACGAAGAAGUCCUGAUCCCUCCAGUACUCCGUCACAGGAAGGGUCUUCACUCGUGUCAGGCCACGUCGGAGGACAAUCGCAUCAACAUGACAACAAAACAGAACAUGGACGACUUAGAACGUUGCUGGAGCGAUAGCUGGGAGCCGUAUCUUCUGUUUGUCGUGUGGAUUCUGCUCUACUGUGUGUUGCUGCUGCCUCAGAUGGACGUCAAGAUUUGACCCAUCAUCUACCGUGAAGACACACACUCUCAUAAACUAUUAUUAACUAUUAGUUACAUUUUACGCAGGUAUUUAGUCACACCUUUAUCACAUCGUCCACACAAACACACACAACUUUAAUUUUUACCAAGUCAAGACAAUUGACACGCUUUUAUUGUUUACUUUUUAUGAAUAUAAUUAUGGGUAAUAUUAUUAUAAUUAGUUUUUUUUAUGUUUGACAAAGUAAAAGCGUAUUGCAGAUAAUAGUGAAACUCCUGUUGCAAAAUCAUUUCUCAGGUUUCUGCUCUAUUUCUAUGAAGGUAGUUAAGUAGUAUUAAUUUAAAAAAUAAAAAGAAUAAUACAAAAAAACAAUUACAUUUUGGAGAUGAAAAUAUGUCUAUGUGAGACAAAAGAGAAGUGUUUACAAACGGUCACAUUUUGAGCGCAUGCUAGUAUCGCUUUGCUAUUUUUACAAGCUAACUACAAAUUGUACUCUUGUUGUGAUGAUAAACAAACAUUUUAUAUUUUAUAAUACAAAUAUCUUAUGGCAGAAACUCAAGAAGCCUCCAAGAAAGAUUGCUGCAGGAUUCUUUCGUGUGGAGUAAUUCAUGCGCUCAGGGCUCUACGCGGUCGCCUUCUUCCACACCAAACUCGUCCAAGCAUGCCUUGAUAGAACAAUCUUUGUGCACGGAACAUAUUUUACUAUAAAAUGGGAUCUUCCGCAGAACAUAGAAUUAUGUUGGAAAUAUGUCAGCAACUCUUCAACAUCCCGAUCCCUCCAUGAGUGGAAAACUCCUCAGAUAAAUAAUAGAAUAAAAUGUAAGUAAUAAAUAUUAUUUAUCCUCAAAACACAAUAGUUAUAAUUUAGCCUCAGAAAAAUAGCAAUUCAAAUAAUAUAUCCUCAGAUAAAUACUUUGUUUUAUCUUCAAAGUAAUAAUAAUUAUAAUUUAUCCUCAAAAAAUAAUAAUACAAUAAAAACGCCUCAGAUAAAUAAUAGAAUAGAAUGUAAGUAAUAAAUAUUAUCUAUCCUCAAAACACAAUACCGUAUUUUUCGGAGUAUAAGUCGCACCGGCUGAAAAUGCAUAAUAAAGAAGGAAAAAAACAUAUAAGUUGCACUGGAGUAUAAGUUGCAUUUUUGGGGGAAAUGUAUUUGAUAAAAGCCAACACCAAGAAUAGACAUUUGAAAGGCAAUUUAAAAUAAAUAAAGAAUAGUGAACAACAGGCUGAAUAAGUGUACGUUAUAUGAGGCAUAAAUAACCAACUGAGAACGUGCUUGGUAUGUUAAUGUAACAUAUUAUGGUAAGUCAUUCAAAUAACUAUAACAUAUAGAACAUGCUAUACGUUUACCAAACAAUCUGUCACUCCUAAUCGCUAAAUCCCAUGAAAUCUUAUACGUCUAGUCUCUUACGUGAAUGAGAUAAAUAACAUUAUUUGAUAUUUUACGCUAAUGUGUUAAUAAUUUCACACAUAAGUCGCUCCUGAGUAUAAAUCGCACCCCCCGGCCAAACUAUGAAAAAAACUGCGACUUAUAGUCCGAAAAAUACGGUAUGUUAAAAUAUGCAAGACAUACAAGUUAAUUGCAUUUGAAAGGGUAUAUUUCCAUUAUUAUUAUGUGUUGUCAUUACAUCAGUGGUUAAUUUGGUCUCAAAAAAUAAUGGCAAUAUCCUUUAUCUGCAAUAAUUUGUAGGUCAAUAUAUCGUCGAGCAAAAUGUGUCGCUCCCGAGUAUAAGUCGCACCCCCGGCCAAACUAUGAAAAAAACUGCGACUUAUAGUCCGAAAAAUACGGUAUAAUUUAGCCUCAGAAAAAUAACAAUUCAAAUAAUAUAUCCUCAGAUAAAUACUAAUUGUUUUAUCUUCAAAGUAAUAAUAAUGAUAAUUUAUCCUCAAAAAAUAAUAAUAAAAUAAAAUAAUGUAUCCUGAGAUAAAUAAUUAUAAUUUAUUCUUAGCUAAAUAACAAUUAACAUAAUUUAUUCUGAGAUAAAAAUAACAAUAAUGUAUCCUCGGAUUGAAAAUAAUUACUUAUUCCCAUAUAAAUAAUAAUAAAAAAUGAUCGUCGUAAUAAUUUUUAAAAAAUGCUUCAGAUAAAAAUAGUUAUAAUAAUUUUCCCAGAGAAAUAAGUAAAAUAAUUCAUCCUCAGAUAAAUAACAUGAGAAAUAUAUUAUUUUCAGUUAGAAAAUGAUUAUAUUCUCAGUUAAAUACUGAUAUGAUAAAAAAAACAAUAAUUUAGCCCUGGAUUAAAAAUAUUUUAUUCUCAGAUAAAUGCCCAAUCUUUGGUAUAGGUGGUCCUAAUAGUUUUGUUCCUUGACUGUAAUGUAAGUUGUAAAUGAUAUGUAAAUAAACAGCUCAGUCAGUCACACUGUACACAGAACACGUGAAAUACUUAUGAAAUACUGUAACACAAAGAUUAUUAAGAUCCUUUUAAAAACUGUUUGACGCACUGUAAGGCAGGUAGAAACAGGAAGUGUCAAUAGUUAAACCACUAUGCUGCUUAAUUAUUGCUGUUUAUUUCCUGGGAUGCAGAUCCUCAAACGUCUACUGGUAAUUAAGGAUGUGAACCUCGCCUCCUGAUUGGCUCAGACAGAGUAUUUAUCGGCUACACCCAAGAUAUUCAAAAAAUACAUUUUUGUUAGGAUACCGGAAUAGCUUUAAAGUUGACGCUUGGACAUUCUGAUGACAUGAAAAGAGAAUAAGGAAGCACUUUACAGUAAUUAUCAGUCAAUAUCACGACUGUUGGAACCUACCCCAGCUGCUAGCUUUAGAACGAGAAUGUUUUCAUCAACUUUGCUUCAAUAUAACUUUCCUGUAGAGAUGACUUUGAGUGCGUUCACUGCUGUUUAUGUGUACUUAUUUACCACAGUGGCUUCCACGUUUAAUAUUUUAGCUGUUCUCAUAUGUUUUGGAACCCACAGUGCAUUAAUAACUUAUUCUUUCAUCCAUGAUCAAAACAUAUUUACGUUCUUUUUCAU